Messenger RNA from Hyaena hyaena (striped hyena), 951 nucleotides. RefSeq names its product peptidylprolyl isomerase like 1 (gene PPIL1). The coding region runs from base 223 to 723 and encodes 166 amino acids. The record is from RefSeq and is a predicted model, not a curated record. Gene Ontology annotation, cellular component: catalytic step 2 spliceosome. The transcript has 4 exons. Gene Ontology annotation, molecular function: peptidyl-prolyl cis-trans isomerase activity. Gene Ontology annotation, biological process: protein folding; protein peptidyl-prolyl isomerization. Lineage: Eukaryota; Metazoa; Chordata; Mammalia; Carnivora; Hyaenidae.
ACAAUGGAGCUUGCGCUUUUCUCCGCCUCUGCGGUUAUCCUGUCUUCGCUUCACAUCCCGGUGUCUCCACCUUGGAAAUGGGGUCCUUCUUCCUCGUCUCCACGCCCCCGGUCCUGCCAUAGCAAGGGUUGAACGGCGAGGACCGGAAGUGUGUGCAGGCGGCGGGUCCCCAAGAAUCGACACCGGAAGUAGCGGUUGCUCCUGGAUUGCGCGCGCUGCGCCAUGGCGGCGAUCCCCCCCGACUCCUGGCAGCCGCCCAACGUGUACUUGGAGACCAGCAUGGGAAUCAUUGUGCUGGAGUUGUACUGGAAGCAUGCUCCAAAGACCUGUAAGAAUUUUGCAGAGUUGGCACGUCGCGGUUACUACAAUGGCACCAAAUUCCACAGAAUCAUCAAAGACUUCAUGAUCCAGGGAGGUGACCCAACAGGGACAGGUCGGGGUGGUGCAUCCAUCUAUGGCAAGCAGUUUGAAGAUGAACUUCAUCCCGACCUGAAAUUCACGGGGGCUGGAAUUCUCGCAAUGGCCAAUGCAGGGCCAGACACCAACGGCAGCCAGUUUUUCGUGACUCUUGCCCCCACCCAGUGGCUCGAUGGCAAACACACUAUUUUUGGCCGUGUGUGCCAGGGUAUAGGAAUGGUGAACCGAGUAGGAAUGGUGGAGACGAACUCCCAGGACCGCCCGGUGGAUGAUGUGAAGAUCAUUAAGGCGUACCCUUCUGGAUAGGCUUGCUGCUGUCUUGGGCAUGCUCAGGUCUUCUGAGAUGGCCCUUGUGAACCAGGUUCAGCGGGACCUAGAGUGCCACGUACUUAAACUUCAUUUGGGCCUUGCAAAUCACAGAGCUAAGGAGACCUAGGGUCUUGGGUGAGUUAGAGAUGGAAGUAUAUAUUUUUUUUAUUUUAUUAUUUUUUUAAAAAUAAUUUUUCUAAAUUUUAUUUGAGAGAGGGAGCACAC